AUGGAAGUGGCAGGGAAGGCCCAACCAAAUGGUUCCGGUGCACAGCCGAACCAUAGUGCGAUACGGAGACGCACACCUGGAUCUACAGAAGAGCAAAAGCACCUGACGUGGGAUGAGGAGGCAAUUGCCGAACACGAUUUGGAGCGUGGGACCCGCAUGAAAAUCGAUGAGCCGCCUACCCCGUAUCACCGGCGAGGAUCGGAAGUCGAAUGCGAUGAUGAACAAGAUUCGCUACCGCCAAGCGAAGCUGUUUCCGCUGCAACCCUUCAGGCGUGCCUCGAACAUUUAGAGGUGAACGAAGAAGGGCAGGCGUUAAACGAGGAAGAACUUGAAGAAAAACGGCGCCACGAGUUUGAAGAGAAGCGGAAAGAACACUAUUGUGAAUUCCAACGCGUUAAGCUCAUGCGAGAAGCAUUCAACGAGGAAGAGGAGACGUGA
Molecule: messenger RNA, 438 nt
Organism: Neospora caninum
Lineage: Eukaryota; Apicomplexa; Conoidasida; Eucoccidiorida; Sarcocystidae
Product: putative protein phosphatase inhibitor 2
Exons: 4
Coding region: 1-438 (145 amino acids)
Biological process (GO): regulation of signal transduction
Molecular function (GO): protein phosphatase inhibitor activity
Source: RefSeq, a predicted model, not a curated record